GGAGAAACCGAGCCAAUUUGCGACAGUCCUUCACAUCAUGGCCCGGGAUAGCACGGCACGAGUUUGACAGCCUCGCUGAUGAUCGAUGAUUGCCUGUGGAAUAAUUGCUCAGGACUGCCCACGACCACGCCUGUUAUUGUUAUUGGUGGACUGGCCGGAAUGUGCAUCACGUUGGCCCUGACUAGAACGCCCCGAACCACCAUGUUGAAGAGUGAGACCGACGUACGGACGCCGCCGCCCAGAGUUCGUUUACUGAAGGCCCGCGGUUCGUUGGAUCAUCAACCCCAAACAGGUCCUACUGCCACAACUACGAAGAAUGCCUAUUCUCAUAAUAGUGGCAUCAAAAUCAUACAAUCUCCAAUUACCCAGCAACCAGAUUCAUGUUCGUUUGCAGCAAUGGCAAACAAAUCGAAUACCAAAAGAGAAUUGCUUUUGCUGAAGUUGAGCCGGGGGUCUCUUGGAAACAGCCUCCCUACUUCCGAGCAGGGGCAAGAUGAUCUUAUUAUUGCUUCUAAGACUGAUCUGGGAACUGUUCAGAGUGUUAUGAACUCUAGAUAUGUUCAAGAAGUGCACAGGUCUUCAGAUAACAGGGAGAAAUCAGAGAGUACUGGCCCUGAGGCCACCACUUCACUGCAGAUCGCAAAGCGAAUUGACAGAGAAUUGGUGGAUGGAGAUGGGAAAAAAGAGCAAAUGAAUAAGGCAAUUGAAGGAUAAUGCUCGGUAAAUUGUUGUUGUUGAUUUAUGUUCUUAUCUCCUUUCAAUUGUUAUCUUAAACUCCGUGAUAAACACUAUAGUAAAUAUAUACUCGAAAGAGUAUUACAUUUGAUGGAUUAGACAUUCAAUAAUUAUAACAAAGGGUUUCACAUUGU
This is a messenger RNA of Cuscuta campestris, 869 nucleotides long. The record is from the annotation of a GenBank genome assembly. Lineage: Eukaryota; Viridiplantae; Streptophyta; Magnoliopsida; Solanales; Convolvulaceae.